Patiria miniata (bat star) is the source of this 1105-nucleotide messenger RNA. RefSeq names its product N-acetylglucosaminyl-phosphatidylinositol de-N-acetylase-like (gene pigl). The transcript has 7 exons. The record is from RefSeq and is a predicted model, not a curated record. Gene Ontology annotation, cellular component: endoplasmic reticulum. Gene Ontology annotation, molecular function: N-acetylglucosaminylphosphatidylinositol deacetylase activity. Gene Ontology annotation, biological process: GPI anchor biosynthetic process. Lineage: Eukaryota; Metazoa; Echinodermata; Asteroidea; Valvatida; Asterinidae. The coding region runs from base 28 to 795 and encodes 255 amino acids.
UCUGUGGCAGGAACUUCAAAACUCAACAUGGCCGCUGCUGCGAGUGGUUUCGCGUAUUUCUUCUUGCCUUACACAGCUAUUUCUCUCGUUAUCUAUUACCUGGCCCUGCGUCGUAAGAAGCCUGAGAAGAAGAACGGCAAAGCCAAGAAUGUGUUGGUAGUAACAGCCCAUCCGGACGACGAGUGCAUGUUCUUUGCACCCACGAUUCUGCAGCUGGCGCGAGAACCGAACACGCAAGUGUAUCUUUUGUGUUUGUCAACAGGUGAUUACUAUAAGCAUGGUGAAGUCAGAGAGAAAGAACUCGUAGCUAGCUGCAACAUCCUAGGAUUGAACAACUCAGAGAAAGUCACUGUGGUGAAUAAUGAGAAGUUGCAAGACAACCCGGAUAUUUUCUGGGACUCUGAUGUCGUGGGGGAGCACGUCCUAAACCAUACCAAGAAACAUGAUAUCGAUACGAUCUUCACGUUUGAUGGUUCAGGCAUCAGUGGUCACAAGAAUCAUAUAUCUUGCUACACAGCUGUCAGGACCCUGAUGGAAUCACAUAAGCUACCCAAAGGUACCAAGUUGUACUUCCUUCAGAGUGUCUCCAUUCUCAGGAAGUACCUGUCUUUCCUUGAUCUCCCCUUCAGCAUGCUGCUUCACAGACACAUGUUCCUGGCUGGGCCUAGUGAUGUUUGGAUAGCUCAGCGAGCAAUGCGUGCCCACGCCAGUCAGUUUGUCUGGUUCCGUGUUCUCUACAUCUUCUUCUCCCGCUACAUGAUCGUCAACGGCUAUCACAAAAAGAGUGUGCACUAGGUACCAGGAUGGCAGAGGGUGAUGUUACAAUUGGACUUUAAAUUCAUGUUUUAGACUACAUGUAUUCACCACAUUUGUCUCCCAAAAGGGAUGGGUUCAGUCCAGUUUUGUACUAGGCUUGGCAAAUUGUAGCUUGGAAUCGAGUAUAAUAAUACAAACCAUACUUUGAAAUGGAACAGGGAUUCUGGGUUUUUUUUAGGUACCAGUGCCUAGUGGCAACAAAUCUAUCCCCUACUCCAAAAUUGAUUCCAGACAAUUCAAUAUUAUGAAGCCCGGGAAGGGACAGGUUGGAAAUGUUUUUUGUAAUUUG